Molecule: messenger RNA, 1163 nt
Organism: Ipomoea triloba (trilobed morning glory)
Lineage: Eukaryota; Viridiplantae; Streptophyta; Magnoliopsida; Solanales; Convolvulaceae
Product: abscisic acid receptor PYR1-like
Exons: 1
Coding region: 60-755 (231 amino acids)
Biological process (GO): abscisic acid-activated signaling pathway
Cellular component (GO): cytoplasm; nucleus
Molecular function (GO): abscisic acid binding; protein phosphatase inhibitor activity; signaling receptor activity
Source: RefSeq, a predicted model, not a curated record
UAAUCCCCUCUCGCUUUCUCUCUCUAAACAGUUUUUGAUUCUCUCUUUCUCUCUCUUUAAUGGAGAAAGCUGAGAGCUCGAUGAACAGUGAUUUGCAUCGAGGAGAAGAUGGAGAAGUCGGGUCGGAGUCGACCCAUCACUUGACUGUUCCGCCCGGAUUGAACCCGGACGAGUUCGAGGAGCUGAGGCCGUGGGCGAUUGAGUUCCACACCUACCGAGUCAACUCGGGCCAAUGCUCCUCCCUCCUGGCGCAGCGAAUCCACGCGCCGCCGGACACGGUGUGGUCCGUGGUUCGCCAGUUCGACAAGCCGCACACCUACAAGCACUUCAUCAAGAGCUGCACCGUGUGCGAGGGGUUCCGGAUGGCGGUGGGCGACACGCGCUACGUCAACGUCAUCUCCGGCCUGCCGGCGGCCACCAGCACCGAGCGUCUCGACAUCCUCGACGACGGCCGCCGCGUCACGGGCUUCAGCAUCAUUGGCGGCGAGCACCGCCUGAGGAACUACCGCUCCGUCACCUCCGUCCACGGCCUCCGCCGCCGCGACGGCGGCCGGAGCUGCACCGCCGUGCUGGAAUCCUACGUGGUGGACGUGCCGGAGGGGAACACGGAGGAGGACACCAAGCUUUUCGCCGACACCGUCGUUAAGCUCAACCUUCAAAAACUCGCAUCCAUCACCGAAGGAAUCAAUCAAGACAGAAACAACGAUGCUAAUGAAGAAGAUAGUGGUAAUAAUACAACCGAACGUCACACUUGAGUACACAAUUAAUUAUUGGUUACCACGAAUUCAUCCUAAGUCAAACUCGACACUUGUCACAAAUUCAACCUUAUGAUUGUUAAUUUAUUAGUGUGAAUUCGGUCUAGCCAAUAAUUCAUAAAUGAUUAUUAUCAAAAAAGUUUUUUUUUUUUCUUUUUCCUCUCUUUUCAUUGGAUAUUUAAUUUCUCUAUUUUUGGGUUUAUUUAUGUUGUUAAAAUCACAUUGAAAAUUCCAUGUUUCAAGGGAAUGGUGAUAAGGAAAUGUUGGCCUGGAGUGAUCAUUUUGUACAAGUUUUGAACAACAAGGAUAAUGUUGGGACGAUGGUUUUAUAAAAUGUAAUUCUCACAAGUUUGAAACAUGAAUUUUCAUGGAUUAUUUAAUGAUAGAUCAUGGGCAUUGAAAUGGCUA